Messenger RNA from Trematosphaeria pertusa, 1147 nucleotides. RefSeq lists its product as uncharacterized. The record is from RefSeq and is a predicted model, not a curated record. NCBI's taxonomy places the organism in Eukaryota, Fungi, Ascomycota, Dothideomycetes, Pleosporales, Trematosphaeriaceae. Gene Ontology annotation, biological process: protein ubiquitination. The coding region runs from base 184 to 1140 and encodes 318 amino acids. Gene Ontology annotation, molecular function: ubiquitin protein ligase activity. The transcript has a single exon.
CCGACCGAUUCCCUCCGGAGCACACUGCCCUUUGUUUAACUUCAAGCUUGGCAUCUCAGCAACCACCACAACCGCGCUCUCAGAACAUUACAUGCUGGACACCUCGACAUUGCCUCCGACUCCCAUGCUCUCCUUCCACCUCCCGGCUUGACGUAACAGCUGCUUCCACAACCCUCCCCUACCAUGUCCUGCAAACACACCCGCUCUCUCAUCCUCUGGUCCCUGAAGCACCUCCGGCCGCUCACCUCCGACUACAAGCCACCAUCCAGCCCAUCCGGCUGCCUCAUUUGCCACGAGUCGUUCAACGCGGCUUCUCACUUCCCCCUCCGCAUCACCGACGUACCUGGCUGCCCAGGUCACGUCUUCGGCGCCACAUGUCUGCUAGAAUGGAUCACGGGUCCAUGGGCCAAAGCGAACACCUGCCCGCUAUGCCGUACCGUCUUGCUCAGCGCCAGCGCCAGCAGGACUAGCGAUGUGGACUCCGAGGAAGCGAGCGCAAGGAACGAGUAUAGAGCGAGUGUGGAUUAUGACUUCAGGAUCGAGAUGAUGAGGGACGUAGAGGCGAAGAUUCGGAAGAGCGUGGAUUUGUUCGAGGACUUGGCUGAGGGAUUCUUGGGCGUGCCGGUCGGUAGGGAUGAGGGAGGGCAUGGAGGAGAGCAGGAUGUGAGCGAGCAGAAUGCGCACGAGCAAGGAAGCCAGAAUAGCGUGGGCCAGCCGACCGAACAGGAACCUGAACAUACCAACGAAAGCGACGUCCCACCGCAUAUCCAAUCCCCGACGGCGACCCGCCAGCUCCCUAUCAACACCCUCGAAGCUCGGGUCUUCGCCCCAAAAUUCCGCGAUGCUACGGCACACUGGACACGGGAAGAGCGCAACGAAACUCGCGCACUAUACAUCUCCAAAGGCCUCUCUAGCGAGAUGCUCAACUUCUACGACCGAAUGCACUGGCUUGUGGAUAGACAGUCUGGGAUUCAAGCGCUAAAGGGUGAGGCUGUGAGAGCUGAGAAGCGCAGACAUGCGAGCGGUACUGCCGCCCCGGCUGCACCGCUGUCACUGCCGAUGUGGCUGCGCGUCAUCUUGACGGCUUUAUCUGUCAUGGUGUAUUUCCGGCUGGCAGUGGGGUUGGCGAGAGGGUGCUGAAAUGAGC